Fukomys damarensis (Damara mole-rat) is the source of this 4108-nucleotide messenger RNA. It is a transcript of the gene Phc2, whose product is annotated as polyhomeotic homolog 2. Lineage: Eukaryota; Metazoa; Chordata; Mammalia; Rodentia; Bathyergidae. The record is from RefSeq and is a predicted model, not a curated record. Gene Ontology annotation, cellular component: nucleus; PRC1 complex. Gene Ontology annotation, molecular function: protein binding; zinc ion binding. The transcript is spliced from 15 exons. The coding region runs from base 292 to 2877 and encodes 861 amino acids.
GGCUGCGGGAAGAAGGAAAGACUAGUGCGUGGUGGCACCGGCGGAGGAAACGGGGUUGGUGCUGGGAGAAGACAGUCCUCUUAAGGGAAAGCAGGCCCCAAGGCACGAGGAGGGAUGCUUGAGAAAGGCAAUGGCCCCGUUUUUCUGUGCUGACUGAUGACCCGACACCCAUGGGAAAAGGUCACUGCUGGACACCUGGAUUGGGUCUGACAUGUACAGAGGAAGCAGCUGUUUUACCAUCUGCCUGUUGUUCUACCAUCUGAGCACCCUGACUGUGCCACCCUGUAGGCCAUGGAGAAUGAGCUGCCAGUCCCACACACAUCCAGCAGUGCCAGUGCCACGAGCAGCACCAGUGGGGCCAACAGCAGCAGUGGCUGCAGCAAUAGCAGCAGUGGUGGCAAUGGCCGCCUCACUGGGCCCCAGAUUUCUGUGUACAGUGGAAUUCCUGAUCGGCAGACUGUGCAGGUAAUCCAGCAGGCCCUGCACCGGCAGCCCAGCACGGCAGCUCAGUACCUGCAGCAGAUGUAUGCCGCUCAGCAGCAGCACCUCAUGCUGCAGACAGCAGCCCUGCAGCAGCAGCAGCUCAGCAGUGCCCAGCUCCAGAGCCUGGCAGCCGUACAGCAGGCAAGCCUGGUGGCCAACAGACAAGCGAGUACUUCUGGCAGCAGUGUGUCUGCACAGGCCCCAGCCCAGUCAUCUUCGAUCAACCUGGCAGCCUCCCCAGCAGCAGCCCAGCUCAUCAACCGGGCCCAGAGUGUCAAUUCGGCCACAGCCUCAGGCCUUGCCCAGCAGGCUGUGCUCUUGGGCAACACAUCUUCUCCAGCCCUGACUGCAAGCCAAGCACAGAUGUAUCUCAGGGCACAGAUGCUCAUCUUCACGCCCACGGCCACCGUCGCUACUGUGCAGCCUGAGCUCGGCACUGGCUCCCCCGCCCGGCCCCCAACCCCUGCCCAGAACCCUCUCUUCCAGGUACAGAACCUGACCCUCCGAACACAGCAGACACCAACUGCAGCAGCCUCGGGCCCUAUCCCCACUCAGCCUGUCCUGCCCAGCUUGGCCCUGAAACCCACACUGGGCAGUAGCCAGCCUCUGCCUACCCCAUCACAGGGCAGAAACACUGCUCAGGGCUCCCCUGCAGGUGCCAAGGCUGGCAUGGCUGACAGUGUGAUGGAGCCACUCAAGAAAGGAGAUGGCAACAGCAGCCUGCCAGGGAACAUGGAGGGCCGGGCUGGCCUCGGCCGGACAGUUCCUGCUGUGGCCACCCACCCCCUCAUUGCACCAGCUUAUGCUCAGCUGCAGCCACAUCAGCUUCUCCCACAGCCAUCAUCAAAGCACCUGCAGCCCCACUUUGUGAUCCAGCAGCAGCCGCAGUUACAGCAGCAGCCCCAACCACCACGGCCUGUACCCCAAGCCCAGGCCCAACCCCAGCUCGCCUCAGUCCCCCCAAGUGUGGCCCUGCAGCCCAGCCCAGAAGCCCACACCAUGCCACUAGGCCCAGCUACACCCACCCUGCCACUCCAGUGUCCCGCUGCCCAUCUACACAAGCCCAUAAGCAGUCAGCAGUGUCACCCUUCCACGCCUGACCCUGGGCCUCAGAAUGCACAUCCCGAGGACAUGUCCCACACCCCUCAGCGCAGAUUCCAGCACACCUCAGCUGUCAUCUUACAACUACAGCCUGCUUCGCCAUUGCCUCAGCAUUGUGCCCCUGAUGACUGGAAAGAAGUGGUACCUGGGGAGAAGAGUGUGCCUGAGACUCGAUCCUGUCCAUCACCACACCAGCAAGCCAUUGUCACUGCCAUGCCUGGUAGCCUGCCUGUACCCAAGAGCCCUAACAUCCAGCAGUCCCCAGCUCACGAGACAGGGCAGGGCAUUGUUCAUGCACUGACCAACCUCAGCAGCCCCGGCAUGACCUCAGGGAACGGAAAUUCUGCCUCCAGCAUCGCCGGCACUGCCCCCCAGAAUGGUGAGAAUAAACCACCACAGGCCAUUGUGAAACCCCAAAUCCUGACGCAUGUUAUCGAAGGGUUUGUGAUCCAGGAGGGGGCGGAGCCUUUCCCGGUGGGACGCUCGUCCCUGCUGGUGGGGAAUCUCAAGAAGAAGUAUGCACAGGGAUUCUUGCCUGAGAAACUUCCACAGCAGGACCAUACCACCACCACUGACUCAGAGAUGGAGGAGCCCUACCUGCAAGAAUCCAAAGAGGAGGGCACUCCCCUCAAACUCAAAUGUGAGCUCUGUGGCCGGGUGGACUUCGCCUACAAGUUCAAGCGGUCCAAGCGCUUCUGUUCCAUGGCUUGUGCAAAGAGGUAUAAUGUGGGAUGCACCAAGAGAGUGGGACUUUUCCACUCAGACCGGAGCAAGCUGCAGAAGGCAGGGGCCACAACCCACAACCGCCGCCGGGCCAGCAAGGCUAGUCUGCCGACACUCAGCAAGGAUACCAAGAAGCAGCCAACAGGCACUGUACCCCUUUCAGUUACUGCUGCAUUGCAGCUGACACACAGCCAGGAAGACUCCAGCCGUUGUUCAGAUAACUCAAGCUAUGAAGAACCCUUGUCACCCAUCUCAGCCAGCUCCUCCACCUCCCGCCGGCGACAAGGCCAGCGGGACCUGGAGCUCCCUGACAUGCACAUGCGGGAUCUGGUAGGCAUGGGACACCACUUCCUACCAAGUGAGCCCACCAAGUGGAACGUAGAAGAUGUCUAUGAAUUCAUCCGCUCUCUGCCAGGUUGCCAGGAGAUCGCAGAGGAAUUCCGUGCCCAGGAGAUUGAUGGGCAAGCCCUGCUGCUGCUCAAGGAGGACCACCUGAUGAGCGCCAUGAACAUCAAGCUGGGGCCUGCCCUGAAGAUCUACGCCCGCAUCAGCAUGCUAAAGGACUCCUAGGGCUGGCGGGGCAGUGGGGUCUGGCCCUGGGCUCCCAGAGGAGCACAGCCAGAUAAGACAUUCCUGAGGGGCCCGGAGAUGGGGCCAGUCAGAGGGAAGGGCCUCUCUGUAGGGGCGCAGCUGGUGAGGAGGUCCAGGUACCUCCUCAAUGGCUCUCAGGGGCCUUUCAUUUCUUGGAGGGGGGCAGAGAGGCAGGGGGCGUAGAAGAUGGGGCUUUAUGCUUGUAAAUAUUGAUAGCACUGGCUUCCUCCAAAGUCCCAAUACUCUAGCCCCGCUCUCUUCCCCUCUCUCUGUCCCCCAUUUUCCAGGGGGUUUAUGGUCAGGGCUCCCCAACUUGAGUUGGGUUACUUCUGAGGGCAGCCAGCAGGCCUGGGUAGAGGCCUUGAAAGCCCUUUCCUUCCUUCCCACCUCCUUCUCCAGGCCUGAUUAACCUUCCGUUGCCAGCUUCUCCCCCCUCAGCCUGUUUUGGUAGCAACAGGGACAUCUCCCUUGAUACCCUCUGCAGGUGAAGAGAAGCUGGGCCUAAUUUGGCCAUGCCUGCUGGCAUAGACGCCUUAACGCUGUGUGUGUGACUGUGUGACUGCGUGGGAGCCUGGACUGACAGGCCAUGAGCUGCCCUGUGGCAUCACCAGGUGUUUUGUAGCAAACGGCCACUUAGUGCUUUGUCCUAGACUCCACUUGGCCUGAGGAUGGGGAAUAGAAAAGAAGGGCGGCCUCCGUGGGGAUUAGAUUUCCUCUGCAGACAUGUCAAGAGGUCUCUGAAGCUCCUCUCCACACUGAUGUCCUUGACUGCCCUGCUGUCUCACAAGCAGCAUUAAGGAAGUUGCCAGUGGGCUGGGCCAUGUAUCCCAGGGCCUGAGCCUCUCAGACAGUUGCCUGCCUGCCUGCCUGCCCUGGGAGCCCCAUGCUGGGGCCCCAAGAACUGAGAAGAGAGAACAGCUAGAGGCAGGAUGUGUGCAGACGACAGCCUUUGACCUCCCAUUCCCACAUUUCUUCGCUUGUAAAACUUCCUAGCAGCAGUUAAAGCUACCUGAGGAGGCAGGGCAGGAGGAUGAGGGCCUGCUUCUGACUUGCCCUGUCCUACCAGCUCCUGGGGGAAGAGUCGGACUCUUCCCAGGAGGGGGUGGGCACCAUUCUCAGCUUGUUCUAUUCCCCACCUAUACCCCCAGGCAGGUUUGGAAAUGAAGGACUUUUUUUUAACCUUUUGUUUUUAAAAAAUAAAUCUGUAAAA